GUGAAAAAUUUGCACAUGUGGCAUGUGCAUUUUCGCCAUUUUGUUUAUAACACAAAUUCACACAAUAGAGAGUCCCCUAAACUAAAGAAGAGUUACUAGAUAAUGGAGGGUUCUCUUCUUCCUUUAGAGCUGGUAGAUAAGUGUAUAGGGAGUAGGAUACACAUUAUAAUGAAAUCCUCAGAUAAAGAGAUCGUGGGGACACUCCUGGGGUUUGAUGACUUUGUUAAUGUGGUACUGGAGGAUGUGACGGAAUUUGAGAUGACACCAGAGGGACGAAGAAUCACUAAAUUAGACGAAAUAUUAUUAAACGGUAAUAAUAUUGCAAUGCUGAUACCGGGCGGCGAGGGACCUGAAGUAUAGACCACAUCCUGGUAUAGUGUCAGUAAUGGGAGGGAUCAACACGGAAAUACACUUUUAAAAUAAUGUACUUAAAAAUAAUAAUUAAUAAUCAAUCUUUUGUUGUAACUAUUGGUUCAAAUAGUCUUUCAUUCUUACAAUA
Molecule: messenger RNA, 499 nt
Organism: Amphimedon queenslandica
Lineage: Eukaryota; Metazoa; Porifera; Demospongiae; Haplosclerida; Niphatidae
Product: U6 snRNA-associated Sm-like protein LSm5
Exons: 5
Coding region: 103-360 (85 amino acids)
Biological process (GO): mRNA splicing, via spliceosome
Cellular component (GO): U4/U6 x U5 tri-snRNP complex; Lsm1-7-Pat1 complex; U6 snRNP
Molecular function (GO): RNA binding
Source: RefSeq, a predicted model, not a curated record